UGACGAAGGAACGUUGUGUCAAACAGCUCACAUUGUCAACCAUCAUACUGAGACCACUAUCCAACACUCGCUGGUUAUCGAUUCAUCACUGGCAAGUCCGGCAAGGGGCAAGCCUAGAAUGCCAAUCAAAGGAGUUCUCACUAAGCCUCAUCCUCGUCUGUGUGAUGCCGCUGCCUUGCCCGAUGGUGAUAAACAAUAUGGCAGUUCUUCAGAAGCCAACAGGGAUGCCCAACUAUGUCGGCAGAAGGCCCUCGACCUGGAAAGAGAAAUACAGGUAGAGUGGCAGAAUGAGCACUUAAAUAUCAAGGGGCUGGUUGACACAGAGAAGCGGUUGUUGGACUAUAGGCAAGUAGAGAAACAGCAAGAUCACAUGCAGGCUGAAUUGCUUCAAGGACAGAUGGAAAUGCUACGGCAGCAGGCUGAGCAGGAACACGGAGUUAGUGCUGCCGAAUUGCAACACCGCGCUCAUCUUCGACAAGAAGCUCAGCUGCAACUGCUCGCUAACCAGCAACGAUUAGCUGAACUUGAACGCCAAGCAGAACUAAACCUACAAGCAGAACGGCAGCGCCAACGACUUCAAUGCCAAGCUGAACUUCAUCGCCAAGUUGCACUGCAGCAACAGGCACACAUUCAGCGGCAGACCGAACUUCAGCAGCAGGCAUAUAUCCAGUGGCAUGCUCAAGUUCAUCGGGCUGAGGUUGAACGACAGCAGCUUCUCUGGCAGGCCCAACUCAGGUGGCAAGCUGAGCAGGCCGAACUUGAGCGGCAGGCCUUAAUGCAGCAGCAGGCACGACUUCAGCGGCAGGCUGUCAACGAAAGCCAAGCCUGGGAGACACAAAGACAGGAAGAGGCAAGCAAACAGCUGGCUGAAGCACAUAGAAAAGCAGAGGAAGAAGCCAAAUUUCAGGCCUGGGUCGUAGAGGCUCAAACUCGUGCCUUAGAGAUCGCUGCAGAGGAAUGCAGAAGAAACGAGCGCCUCUAUCAGCUGAACCGGGAACGCGAGGAACAGGCAAUUUGUGAAGGGUACCCAGCACGUCCCCCGGUUGUCAAGCCACCCAAGACAAGAAAUAAGAACAAUAAUGGCAAAGUGUGCAAGAAAGCACAAUCUGGAUUGACGCAGACUCAUUCCAACGAUCAGGCCGAGCCACGUGCUGUUCAACCCUACGAUCGAGACCAGCUGGAAACUUUCAUUCAUGGGCCAUCCACUCCUUCAAAAAAAUGUAGGCCACGAAAGAAAAAUCCAGGCCUUCCGUCUCUGUCGAAGGUUAUGCUCUCUGGUAAACCCAGAAGGAGAUAACUACCUACGGAGUUUUCUCGACAUCUAUUAGAGGGUAUAGGACGACAGACUUCAGCUAUGAAUAAAUUACAGUGGCGAGAGGAGAGUUACUUUGAAUAGGUCAUCUUCUCGAAAAGGCGGCCAAAUCUUUGACCAAAAUAUCCUGGCAUUUUCGUGAAGAGACAAACUGGAACCCGAUACUAAACAAGGUUCCAUGGAGAGGAGCAAAAAAUCAAUAAAACUUGAAAUAUUUUUUCAUCUUGUGGGAGACGUCAUUUUAUGGCGCACAGGAAAUGGGCUAUUGCUGUGCAUGCUGGGCAUUAAAAGGUUGUGUCUGUAGCGUUUUUUUUUUUUUUCAGUAGAUGGUCCUCCGUUUUAACCAGACAAUCAUGUUAUAACAAAUUAUCAAAGGACAGAAUUCCUCCGGUAGCAUGGACCAUGUCAUAUGUGCUAGGCGUGUCAUAUGUGAAUGGCAACGAAGUUUGCCAAUGUUUUAUCCCUUUAUUUGCAACUUAGCCAAGGAAAAAGAGGCUAAACUCUUUUCAAUCUGACUUCAAUAUUUUACGAGGUAUGCAUUACCUAUUUGGACAAGGAAAAUAAAAACAGUUUAAGAACAAAAUGCUAUUUUUCAAAGAAAGGAUUUCAUAACAGUUUUCAAUUACCUUUCCAUCUGAAUCUACACAAUGGAAUGAAUUCCCUUAUAUUUGGACAAGACGAGAAAAUUGUACAAAAUAUGAAAUCUAUUCCCGCUGUGAGUUGCCUUUUUGUCAGUGGCCCUAUCCAAGGGCACACACAUACUCUAAGCCAUAAACUCCAGUUCCUUGCCGAUAAAACACCCAUAUGUAAAUCAGGGGAGUCAGGUUGGCAAGGUAGUUCUUUCCUCGCCUUCCA
This is a messenger RNA of Acanthaster planci (crown-of-thorns starfish), 2167 nucleotides long. RefSeq lists its product as uncharacterized. The record is from RefSeq and is a predicted model, not a curated record. NCBI's taxonomy places the organism in Eukaryota, Metazoa, Echinodermata, Asteroidea, Valvatida, Acanthasteridae.